Messenger RNA from Cyprinodon variegatus (sheepshead minnow), 947 nucleotides. RefSeq names its product chromosome unknown open reading frame, human C1orf109 (gene airim). Bases 144 to 734 code for a protein of 196 amino acids. The transcript is spliced from 5 exons. The record is from RefSeq and is a predicted model, not a curated record. Gene Ontology annotation, cellular component: cytoplasm; nucleus. NCBI's taxonomy places the organism in Eukaryota, Metazoa, Chordata, Actinopteri, Cyprinodontiformes, Cyprinodontidae.
AAACGCUUCAGAGGAGCCGGGCUAGCUUAGCAUGCCGCAGCUAGCUUAGCAUGCCGCAGCUAGCUUAGGUGGUCGGAAGGAGGAAAGUAGAAGCCUCGGAUUUGAUGAAGGUUCAACUCUGACGGAGCGUGAAUAAAGUUCAGAUGUCCCUGCAGGGGGCGCUCAGGAGGAGCUUCCUCCUUCUGCAGGAGCAGCAGGGGGUGUGGGGGAGCAUCCUGCAGGAGUGCGACUCCCUGGCAGAGUCUUUAGGGAACCUCGGGGAGCAGAUGGGAGGUCUGGCUCGGGUUCGGCUCUCCGACACGCCGCUCAGGGUGUUUCCGGAUCUCCAGGAGCGGCUGCGGUUCCAGUUAGUGCAGGAGGCAGACCUCCUGCUGCAGAGACUCAGAGGCAGGAUGUCUGAUCUGCAGUCUGUCAGAGACUCCAUCAGCAACCAGGCGUCUGCGGUUCUGCUGCUGUAUGAAGACGCUGCAGACACUUUGGAUCUAGCAGCACUGAGCCGGCGCUCGUCUGUCGUCCCCUCAGCUGCUGACAUGUUGGAGUGGCUGCAGGACGCUGAGCGUUACUACCGGCAGCAAUUUUUGCAGAGGAAGAUUCUGCUGCAGACGCUGAGACUGGAGGAUCUCUCACAGGUGGAGGGUUUCCCACAGAGAUGGAAAACUCUGGAAUCUCCCGAUUCAGAGCAACGAAUCACAGACACACUCUGCAGACUGUCCUUCUUCAUGGAGUCCCAGUGAAGACUGGUGUUCAGGCUGGGAGCAGAUAUGUUAUCAGUACCAAAGACCUCCAUCUGACCUCAGAUCUGCUACUGGAUAGAAACAGUUUAGUGGAAACAGAAACUUCAUCAACUCUUUAUUCCACAGACCCGUCACAGCACACGCUAACAAGUCAGGGAUGCUAGUAAGAACUCUGAGCAACUCAACACAAAUAUGUCCGCUGCAUUACUACUU